AUGAAUGCAGAAGACGCGAUCAUAGCUAAGAAGAGGAAGAGAUUUGAGAGAAUAGAAGCAAACCCCAAUCAACAUCCUGAGCAAGGCUCUCUUCCAAAGAAGAGACGGACGGAAGAAAGGAAAGACCGAGAUAAUAAGAAGUCUGGCUCUUCAGCACGGAAUCAACAAUACACCCCUUUGAACAUGCCACUAGAGCAGGUUCUUAUGCAGAUCAAGAAUGAUCCUUCCUUGAAGUGGCCGAAGAAAAUGAAAGGAGAUCCCAAUAAACGCAAUAGGAAUAAGUAUUGUCGCUUUCAUAGGGAUCAUGGGUAUGAUACAGACGAGUAUUUUGAUUUAAAGCAGCAGAUUGAGAAUUUCAUAAGGCAAGGGAAGUUGAGGAAUUUCCUUGGACGAGACCACAAGGACGAGAAAUUGAAAGGGAAGAUAGAAGAAUCAUCGCAACCACUGCUUGGAGAGAUAAGAGUCAUCAUAGGGGGAAGUUCGACAGGCCAGUCAUCCAAGUCCAAGAAAGCAUGCUUGAAGGUGGUGCAGAGCGUCCAACUUUCUAGACGAUCACCAAGGGCAAGGUCCACGGACGAGCAAGCGAUCACCUUCACGGACGAAGAUGUUGAGAGAAUUCAUCACCCUCACGAUGAUGCUAUCGUCAUCACCUUGCUUAUUGUUGACUACACAACCAAAAGAGUGCUAGUGGACAACGGAAGCUCGGCAGACAUUUUAUAUUAUCCAGUUUUUCAGUAG
Messenger RNA from Quercus robur (English oak), 738 nucleotides. RefSeq lists its product as uncharacterized. NCBI's taxonomy places the organism in Eukaryota, Viridiplantae, Streptophyta, Magnoliopsida, Fagales, Fagaceae. The record is from RefSeq and is a predicted model, not a curated record. The coding region runs from base 1 to 738 and encodes 245 amino acids. The transcript has a single exon.